AUUAUAAACACGUUGAUUCUUUUUGUUCCGACGAUUUUAAUAACUUCUAUAGUUAAUGAAGUGAAAUUAUUAAAUGUUUUUAAUGCAGAUUUAAAAUAAUAUUGUGAUUUUUGUAUGGUUUGAUAAUUGGGUUGAUUUAUUUUAGGGAAAACGUGGCCCUAAAAUAGGGGAAUCCGUGAAUAUUGUUGCGGAAUAUAUUAGACGAGAGAGUGUGGUAGUAAGGUAAAUGGCAUUGUGCAGAGGUAUUCUACGAAAGGAGCGAUCAGAAAGGUCAGCAGUUGGUUGGUAGUGGGGUCAAACGCCGCCUCGAAUGGCACCCCUUGCAAAAUACCCUCCCAAGAACAAUCUUCUCUUAUAAGGAUACAAAUUCGUGUGCCAUUAUUUCUCUGUGUUUAUACCACGGUGGUUUUACAUCGCACGCUUCACUGACGGCGUUUAAUAGCCAAGUUAAUUAAAGAGAAUACUUGCCUGACUGCUAUGUUGGUUGACAUCUCAGAUGAAUGACAAAAACCAGAAGUUAAGGGAAAAACAAUGGGAUGCAAAGGAAACAAACUCACUAGGGUCGGUGACUGGACACCUUGAUUGCGUGCUGAGAACGGUAUGGGAAAUGUCGCGUGCAUCUUCUGGUCCCAUCUUAACAAUGACCCGUUCCCAUAGUCUCAUUUAACAUUGUUUUCGAACGAUUGGAUCAUUUCGUAAGAAUUCUUACUUGCGCCGACUGACUUCUGAGUUUAGAUGGAGUGGUUUCUAUACUUAAUUAACAAGAGGACAAUUAUCUGUUGUAUAUUCGGGUGAAUGGACAGAAGUUUUAUGGUGGCGAAGUGGAGUGGUAACGCCCCCUGAUUAGUUCCCUUUUGUUUUCGUGGAGUUUGUCGCUUGGUGGAUCUUUCCGAGCCCGCAUUUUCCUUAGACCUGGAGAUGGCGAGGUACGUAAAUAAUCUAUUAAAACUAUUUAAAUUAAUGGUUGACGGACAAGAGGAUCGACGAUUUCUUUCUAGAACAACUCUAGAUCACAACUAGUCGGGAAUUUAUCUCUUAUGUUUGGUGAGGUUUUAUGUCUGAGAUUCUUUUUACUGCUAUUCUAUCUCGCUGAAGUUUGAUGUUAAAGCUUUGGAGUAUGGCUGUAAUGAGGGAUAACGACAACUUUUACUGCCCAUGAUAUGUGGAAUCUUGAUGAGUAUACCUCCCCUUGCGAUGAAAAAGUCAGUUUUUACUGUACGACUUAGUGACCACACCUAACUGUUUUUUGGCUAGGGGCGAGACACACUCAAUUCUACGGAUGCAACCGAUGCAAAGUAAGUAAUUUUAGAUAUAUAUAUAUAUUUCUAUUGGCCAAAUUUUAGUGCCAAAGGUGAGCGUUAAACCAAGCGAAUACUCCGACUAGAUUAAUGAUCCGGUGUUGGCAUCCGUCUACAACACUAUUUGGCACGAAUCAACCCUAAAAUUCCUGAUAUGGACAGGGGUUAUCGUUAAGAUUUUAAUAUCUAUCUCUUGCCACAGCGUAUAAAAAUCGUAUAAGCCUAUAAUUUAAUAAUAGAGAUGAUGUGGAAGAUAGCGGAUCACACCAUAUACCAAAGGAUUCUAUCCACGCGCUAUCCAUGCACUAUCUGCCAGGCGUACUAAAAUGCUUCAACCUCUAUCACAAUCGUCUUCACAGUAAGAAGUCAAGGAGAAAAACACUUCAAAUGUAAAGAAAAACCGUUAAGAUCCUAUCUAUAAUCGAGAUAUUAACAGUUUUAAGUGUAGAAAAUAUCGCGCUCUUUAGAAGCCAUGCUGAUAAAAAAGGGGGUAAAGAAAAAAAAAAUAUAUAUAUAACUUAUCACCUUGGUAGAAGUACAAAGCGCAACCUUAAUGUAACAAAAAUGAACUUUUUACCACAAUUUCCCUAGAUUUUUUUUCAAGAUAUUAACUUAGAGGAGUAAAUUGAGAUAUCAUUACCCUUUCCUACGCUGAAAAUAAUGUCUAGAAAGAUGCAGGAAAAUUGCUAGUUAAGAAGUUCACUUCCCCAUUCUUUUUCCAAAAAAAAACUCUUCAAAAAAGUGGCGAGAUAAUGCAUUUUUUAAAAAAAUCAAAAUUAUAUAAAAUUAAGAAAAUUUGGCACCAAAAAAAAAAUAAAUAAAAGCCAACUUUACACUCGUCCUUUCGAUAAAAUUUGUAUGUUUUAGUCAUCAACGGAGAUUGUAGACACAAGUUUAUUUGAUUGCCAUUUUAUACAAUCUUUAUGACAGCAAAGAUAUAAAAUCGGUUACAGAAAAUGUUAUGCUGACCUUCUGGGUUGAUAUCCCUCGGGCUAAAACGACAAAGGGAUGUUUUGGGAAAAGCUGGAGUGGAAUGUAGAACCUGUAAUUUUUCCUUCUCAUUCUACAGAGACAUCCUGGAUGAGGAGGGCAGGAGGGGUACAUUCAAAAAAUAAAAUAAGAAGGAAAAAAAACCGAACAUUUAUUAAACGCUGGCAACAGAAUUGAAAACUAUUUUAAUAAUACCUAGGGCCAAAACAGAUUUGGGUGCUCUCUUCCAAUUUUUUUUUUAAUGCUCCUUUCAAUUGACUUUAAUAUACACGAAUGCGAUCCUCUGUCAUAAUAAACUUAUUUAAUGGACGGCUCCCAUUUUCAACUAUUAAAUCUAAUUAUUUUUCUGUGUUUAAGGUCGGAAAAAGUGAUUUGAAAAUUACAGAUAAUAGGUUAAAUAUAUAUAUAUUUUUUUAUAUUUUUAUUUUUAAAGAUAUUAGAUGAAAGUACUACAAAAUGUUUUACUAAAUUUUCGAUUAGAUAAGAGAGGUUACAAGUCCAGUUUAUGAGCUAGUUCGGAAGUUGAUUAGUUAAAUAUUUAGCUGUUUAAUACGUGAACCCCAUCAACUAAAUGCCUCAUCGCUUAGUGACGAGGUACACCGAUCAUUAUGACCUCAUCUGCUGACAAUAAACCAUGUGCCUUUAAACUAAGUACAAUUUGCGACAAACUUAAAAAACAGGAAGACGAAAUGGUAACGAGCGACGAUUACGAUACUCAAGAUGAUACGGAAUAUACCAUUAAUGGUACUUUAACCAUCGACGAUCAAAAAGAUAAAAUGGACGAAUAUAGUGAUUCGAAUUCCGAUCAUUGCAAAGAAAAAUUGAACUGUUCCCCUUCGUACGAGCAUCAAAAAUACCCGGUUAAAAAUAAAAGAAAAAACUUUCAACCCAGAAAUAUUGUAUAUCAAUGCCAAGAUAGCGAUGGAGAGAACGAAUUAUUGAUAGACUAUUACGAGGAUGAUAAACCACCAUCGAGCCCAGAAUCCGUGGCAUCGAUCGAGAGCCCUGCUAGAGUUCAAACUGCUCCGGUGGGCAUUCAGGGAUUUAAAUCGUCUUUAGGUGAUCAGCCCUUAGAUUUAAGUGAAGGGCAAUACGCUAAUCCUAAUCUACCAGUCGAUUUGACAUGGAGGAGAGACAGCGAAACGGAUCAGGAGGGUGCUGCUAUGGAUUUAUCAACUAAUCUACGCGAGUCUACCAGCCCCAAUAAAACUGUUCGAGAAGUGCCAGAUGCUUCUAUGAUGAAGGAUUAUGCAGAAACAACGAUGAAGGAAUUGUUAGGAAUGUACGGCUUAAACGACGUCGUGGAAUCCAUAACGAAGAACGUACCAUUGCAGAAUUUCUCAUCAGGUAAGAUGCCACAAUUUUACGCCCAUUUCUUUUAUUUAAAAAAAAAUCAUUUUACACGUCACGUAUUAUUAAUUAUACUUAAAAAACACAAACAGAAUGCUAAAAUAUCUAAUUAUAUUUACGAUUUUAAUCUUAAACCAAGGUGUUUUUUGAAACGGUUUCCUAAACAACAUGCCUCAUUAUUUCCCAUCAUUUAAUUGCUUAAUAUAAUAUUUUUAGAUGUUAAAUAACGAUAUCGUGGUAAAUGUUCUCACUAUGGAACCAGGAUUUCUAGAAAACUAAUUAAGUAUUUAUUUUAAACUCGUAAUUUCAACUCGAUACAGACCUUAAUCUAUGUUAUAUUUCGGUAAAAACAAGGCAAUCCAUAUCUCUCUAACAUCUUGGCCAACUUACUUCACCCUAUUGUAUUUUAGGGACCUUGAAAUACUUGAGUUUAUUGGUAGUGUUUGUUAUCUUUUCAGAUCUAAAAAACCAUUAAAGACAUUAAAUUUGCCAUAUUAGUGUUUCCUGUCAGGAACGUCAUACAUGACCUACAUCGAGGUGUGUCGAACGCAUUUAUGUUCUCUCCCCUCCUUUUGAUUUUUAAUUUCCAAAAAAAAAAAAAUAUAUAUUAUAAAUAUAUUUAAUCUAGCGUGAGAUAUAUAAAUGAAUAAUUUCUGGAAUUUAAUUUUAAAAGCAUCGAACUCUAAAUUAAUUAUGAAAGUCAGUAAAAAUAGAUUUUAAAGAAUGAUUUUCGUGCAGUUGAAAGGAGAGAUGCUGAGAUAUUUUUCCCUUCUUAUUUUCGUAUUUUCGAAAUGAAAAGCGUACAAAAGCGUACAAAAUCGUAAACUAGAUUAAAUAAGAAAUAUUCUUCUAAAUGAAUUCUUCUCCAUAUUUUAUUUUCUUGUAGAAUUCUGUGACGAAUUUCAAAUGGAUUACUUAGAUUCUUUUUCCCCCCUCUCUCUCACUCUCCUCCCUCUCUCCAUCUUCCUCUCUGUCUAUAACUAGAUUUUUGUUUUAAAAUAAAUUAAACUGAGAAUAAAUUCCACUUUUCUCUUUAUUUUUGAAUAUAUUUUCUAACAUUUUGUAAAGAUUUCGAAACAAUAUUCAGUAAGCUUGGUUUAAUAGACAGCAAUUUUCAAGCCGUUCAAGCUGAUGAUUAACGCAUUAGCAUUUGCGGUUUCUACGAAAUUCAUGCUAAAAUAACCUCCCAAAUAACUUAUUUUAUAAGAAAAUUAGACGUUACGACGUCGUAAUUUAUAUAUACAAGCUAAAUUUAAUUUUAAAUCGUUUAGUUGGCGCCAUAUUUAAAGACACGUCACUCCCAUUUACACCAUAGAGUUACACCCUUAAUUAAAACGCGUUCUCUUGUAAUUUUAAUUGAAAUUUUUAAGAUUUUUUAACGAAAAUAUAUAGAAAAGUAUCCGAUUUAUUCAAAAUUAAAGUUAAAAACACAGUUUCUUUUUUAUUUUUUGCGUGUGUAGCAGCGGUUAUUGAAGUUUGAUAUAUGAUACAAAGUAACGUAACCACGUUACGAGGGAAUGAAACAAAAAUGUAAUUCGUAGCUUAGAAUUAACUACAGAUAUCAAGGUAUCAUCCACAAACGUAAUAUUCCUCCAAGGUAUUCAUAAACUACAAUAAUUACUGACCAUUCUCCGGGACUACUCUUAAGUACGCUUUUGAUAUGUGGUUGGUUCUCGACUAUCGAUAAUUGCUCCUGCUUUAUAAUAUACUGUGCCUUGUAACAAGUUCUAAUAAAUUUUUUUACCUCUCAUUAUUUUCUUCCCUUCUCGAGUAUCCUGGGGCGUUGGUAUGUAGGACAAAUUAUUCCGUAACCCACAUAGUUCUUGAAAGAAUUAUCAUUUUAAUGUGGAUGAUAAUAUGCUGCCUACAGGGGUUUAUUUUCUGUUUAUCAUCUACAUGGAAUGUAAUGAAAUUGGCGAAUUUUAGUGGUACCGAACACCUUCGGAGUUACGUAUACAUAGCUCGAAACGGGGAUGAUUAGUUUCUGUAUGAUGAUAAAGAUACUUUCUUUGUAAGUUGCUGUUGUAAUUAGUUACAAAAAUUAAAAUUCUGAUGGGUUUUAGUGGUGCCAAGCAACUUCAGAACUGAUUUUAAAUGUAUUUUAAGAUUAGUUUCGAGAUGAAAGGGUGAAGAUCUGUAAGAGACUUUAAGUUGCAAUAUAAUUAACAUCAAAAUUUAUAGUUUCAAUACAUUUUAAAGCAUUGCUUUGCUUACAAAAAAGAUUUUUUUAAUCAUUAUUUAUUGAAGAUUAGCUUAAAGAUGAUAGAAUGAAGAUCUGUAAGAGGUUUCUUUAGUAAGUUGCAAGCAUAAUUAGUGUCAAAAAUUAAAAUUCUAGUUAAUUUUAAUGUCAUCGAGCAGUUUUAGAGCUACUUUUAAGACGUAUUUGCUUAAAAGAAAGUUUUUUUUUUUUAAUGAAGACUACUCACGAGGUAAUGAUAUAUUAAAAGAGUGAAGCUCUGCCUUGUUUUCUAAGUUACAGAUAGCGACGAAAAAUUAAAAUUGGAGAUUUUAAUUAUGUCAAACGGCUUUAGAACCACCUUUAAAUCUCCAAAUCUAAUGAUUUCUUAUUGACGAUUAAUGUCAGGACGAUGAUACGACGAUAGGAUAAAGAGCCAUAAGACGUUUUCUUUAUAAGUUACAGGCAUAAUUAAUGUCAAAAAUUAGUUUCGAUGACAAAAACAAAGACGGAAUUUAAAGAAUCUAAAUUAGAGUUACUAUCUUUGAGACUUGUUUAUAAAAAAAAUAAAUUCUAAGCAACACUAUAACGUUGCCUCUGUUCUAAAAGUUAAUUUUAAAGGUUCUAUUUGUAAAACUUCUUAGAUUCACAAUUUCCUAUUUCGGGUCAGGGUAUUUUUUGACACGUUUUAAGGCACAGAAAAUGGCCAAAAAAAAAAAAGAAAGAAAACACCCCGGAACUCGAAACGUCUGAGAGCUCUCUUCAUAAUUUAAUUACAAUUAAACGUGGGGAGAAUAUACAUAAAAUUUUGUAUUCGAUUUAUAAAACCAUUAAUCGAUUUUUUUAUUAAAAAAAUAAUACAGAUGUCUAAGAAUAAAGUCAUUGCACCUUAAAAUAGCUGCUCUAAAUCUUUGCAGAGAGAGAGAGAGAGAGAGAACAGUUCAGUCUCUCUCUCUCCUCUAGGGAUGCACAGUCUGCUACACAAAAUCAUAAUUAUAGUUUUCAGACAAAUAAUUCAUAUCUCGGCAUUUUGUACCCUCUGAUUUUAUUCUCCAACCUGUUUUCAACACAAGAUUCACGUUAAAUAAUAGUACAUUUAGCUACAGAUCUACUACAUUGCACAAAGUCCUAUCUAAUAGGUUUUGCCAGGAAUAAAAUGACAGAUAAUUGGAUAGAGAUCAUUUCGACUAGAUAAAACUUAUUCUUCACUUAAAUUGAUCUCAAUUUUCAUCAAGAACAAAAGAAAAAAUGUAUAUAUAUAUAUAUAGUAUUUUACUCGAAAUUUUAAAUGAAUCUAAAGGUGAUGUUUCAAAUUGAUCUUUAAGAUAAUUCCACACGAAAUUAACUCUUUGCUUUAUUGAAAUAUCUCGUAAUGAUAAUGUUAAUGUCCAUUGUUUCCAUUAUUAAUGCGUAUAUAAACGUUGAACUUAGUCAAAAAUUGAUGCGGAACGAUUAAAUUAAUGCUAAAAUUUAACAAUGGUUACUGUUGAUAUUUUAAUUUCCACUUAGAGAAGAUGGAGAGCGAAUGGAUUCGAUGAGACGGGAUUAUUUUAGGUAUUUUAUGGUAAAUUUUAUGAGGACCAUAUCCAGAUUUUUAUGCUAGAAUUAUUUAAAUCUUUUUUUAAAACUAAUUUUUUAUACCAGAAUUUUUUAAAAAUAAUUUUUAUUCCGUUAAAUCUAACUUUUAACUCGUCUUUAUAAUA
Molecule: messenger RNA, 7517 nt
Organism: Centruroides sculpturatus (bark scorpion)
Lineage: Eukaryota; Metazoa; Arthropoda; Arachnida; Scorpiones; Buthidae
Exons: 2
Coding region: 2897-3832 (311 amino acids)
Source: RefSeq, a predicted model, not a curated record